This is a messenger RNA of Eimeria mitis, 228 nucleotides long. RefSeq names its product calcyclin binding protein, putative. Gene Ontology annotation, cellular component: nucleus. Lineage: Eukaryota; Apicomplexa; Conoidasida; Eucoccidiorida; Eimeriidae. The record is from RefSeq and is a predicted model, not a curated record. Bases 1 to 228 code for a protein of 75 amino acids. The transcript has 3 exons. Gene Ontology annotation, biological process: heart development.
AUGCAGCUACGCCCAGGAGAACACUGGGAGUCUGUAGCAAAGGCAGCGCAGCCAAAUGCGAUCCCGAAGAUCGACCCGUCUGCGGACCCAUCGCAGUCGAUCAUGAGCAUGAUGAAAAGCCUGUACAACCAGGGUGACAGCGAGAUGAAGAGAACAAUCGCGAAGGCCUGGACGGAGUCACAGGAGAGGAAGAUGAAAGGUAUUGAAGCAGAAGAUGGCCUAUUCUAA